CCAGCAGGGGGAGGCAGCAUUCCGGAUGCCCAGCUUGGUCUAGGAGGCAUUGAAAUUCCAGGGCCGAAGGCCUGAGACAAAGAUCAUAAUGAGACAGGAAGGUGGCAUAGGAAGGAUCCAUUUGCAUGACAAUAAUUGAGCCAAGAAUAGAAAGCUAGAGGGAUGCAAGGGUGAGGCUGGCAGCUGAGCCGGGCUAAACCUCACAAAUCAUACUACCCAGCUCUGCUCUGCAGGGGAGGCGGGGGCUCAGCCCUGUGCCAGGUUUUGGGGGUUGGGAGGAGUGGGGAGAAGGACAGGGCCCAGGGAAUUGUGGGAAUGCUGGCCAGGUUGGACUUUGCUUUACUCCUCCUCCUUCAGGCUGGAGCCCGCCUCUGCUUGCCUUCUCCUUUGUAUGUGGUCUCUGAGGCUGUAGCGCUAACUCAGUGGGCAGGAUGGCUGCUCAGAAAGAUCUCUAUGACGCCAUUGUGAUCGGGGCAGGCAUCCAGGGCUGCUUCACUGCGUACCACCUGGCCAAACACAGGAAGAGGGUCCUCCUGCUGGAGCAGUUCUUCCUCCCGCACUCCCGAGGAAGUUCCCAUGGGCAAAGCCGGAUAAUCCGAAGGGCGUACCCUGAAGACUUCUACACCCAGAUGAUGGCUGAGUGCUACCAGAUAUGGGCCCAGCUGGAGCAUGAGGCGGGAACCCAAUUAUACAGGCAGACUGGACUACUGCUGCUGGGAAUGAAGGAGAAUGCAGAAUUAAAGAUAAUCCAGGCUACUCUGUCUAGGCAGGGAGUGGAACACCAGUGUCUUCCAUCUGAGGAACUGAAGCAACGUUUCCCCAAUAUUCGGUUGGCCAGGGGAGAAGUGGGGCUCUUGGAAAAGUCUGGAGGAGUUCUCUAUGCUGACAAGGCGCUCAGAGCCCUUCAGGAUGCAAUUCGACAGCUAGGAGGCAUAGUGCAUGAUGGAGAGAAGGUGAUGGAGAUAAAACCAGGGCUACUGGUCGUGGUGAAAACCACCUCCAGGAGCUACCAAGCCAAGAGUUUGAUCAUCACAGCAGGUCCUUGGACCAACCGGCUCCUCCGUCCCCUGGGCAUUGAGCUGCCUCUCCAGACCCUGCGGAUCAACGUGUGUUACUGGCGAGAGAAGGUUCCCGGAAGCUAUGGUGUGUCCCAGGCCUUUCCAUGCUUCCUGGGCUUCGGCCUGGCUCCUUACCACAUCUAUGGGUUGCCCUCCGGAGAGUACCCAGGGCUGAUGAAGGUCUGCUAUCACCACGGCAACAAUGCAGAUCCUGAGGAGCGGGACUGCCCUGCAGCUUUCUCAGACAUCCAAGACGUCCACAUCCUGAGCUGCUUUGUCAGAGAUCACUUACCUAACUUAGAGCCUGAGCCUGCUGUUAUGGAGCACUGCAUGUACACGAACACCCCUGAUGAGCACUUCAUUCUUGAUCGACACCCAAAGUACGACAACAUUGUCAUUGGUGCUGGAUUCUCUGGGCAUGGGUUUAAGCUGUCCCCUGUUGUGGGGAAGAUCCUGUAUGAAUUAAGCAUGAAAUUAAUGCCAUCCUAUGACUUGACACCUUUUCGAAUCAGCCGCUUCCCCCGCCUGGGCAAAGCCCACAUUUGACUGGCCAGCUGCUUCCCUUCUGUGCACAGGAGCUCGGAACAAAGCCCUCUUCUGGGAAAGACUUCUCAGAGGAAGGAAGUGUCUGUGAGAUGUUAUCCUUUUUUCUUGCCCCUCUUCAGUUCCCCAUAAACACCAGCUGAUUGAAUUUACCUUCUUUCCCUAGCCAGCUCCCCAAUCCCACACUUUUUUUGCUUCAGAAGUUAAAUCAGAUAUUCUAUGAUCACAGAGUAGCAAGGACCUUGAAGCUGGAUGUCUCAAUAAGGAGGGGGCAUAAGGACUGGCUCAGGAGACCAAAGCAGUUGUUAAAAUUCUCUUCACGGGGGGCAUUUGACGAAUUUGGGAUAGAUUUGACUAAGGCUGCCUGGGGGAGAGUAAAUAAGAUGAUCUGUAGACCACUAAGGCCCUUGGCAUUCCUGUUCAUAAAACUAGAGCCACCCUGUAUCACAAACUCCUGUAAAAUUUGGCUCAUCUUGGGUGCACAGUAAAUGUUUGUUGCAAAAAAUGUGUUGAACAAACAGAUAAGUAAAUGACUGCAUUGCAUGAAAGCCUGUGGUGGGCUUUAUUUUCCAUGUGACCUUAUUUCUUAUAGACUUUAACUGUCUAAAUUAGCACCACAGAAUCCAUUACCCCAGGACUCCUUGGGGUCUUUAUCCCCUCAGUGCACCACACCCUCUUUCUCUGGAUUCUUUGUUUGGUUCUCAUCCUCUCUCUGGUUCUAUAAAGAUGCUCAGCUCCCCAGUCUCUCAUUAAGGUGUAUUGUCAGGUCUUUAUGAAGAUGGAGCUGUUCUACCAGAAAGGAAGAGAGAGACACACUCGCUUAGAAACCCUGUUCAAUGUUUGAAUGUUAAAUGUGCCAUUUUAUUAUCAUUAGGAUUGCUCCCACUUAAUGAAACGGCAUUAACACCCAGUCGGCUGGCCUCCUUGCACUAAUUGCUUUGGAAGGAAACAGGCUCAUAACUGCCCCAGGGUGGGUGGAGGGGUGAGAGGUGUAAAUAGAGACUCAAGCAAGGCUGAGUGCACUCAGAUGAAACCCAAGCAGGAGCAUUUCUAGACAGGGCCAGUUUGACCCAAAAGAACAGGAGUUAAAGUGCUCUGGGGAGAAAAAAACUGGGACUGGGUGGGGUGGAAAUGUUCGAAGGAAUCGCUGAGAGGGGAAGAGUGGGAAAUGGAAAUAAGAGUAAAAAUAUUCCCAAAGGAAAUAACAACACAGAGGAAAUUACUCUUCAAUUGCCUUAUAGGCCUAGGCACAUGGAUUAGUACUGAUUUCUCCUGGGAAUUAUAAAAGCCAGCCAAUCCUGUCAACCCCACGCCAAGUCUGCUUCUUGGGUGCUCUCACUUAGUUCCCCGAACCACAGCCUCUGUAAAGUGGGAAUAAUCCUAUCUGUAAAACGGGAAUAAUACUAUUGAUACAUUCCAUGGAUCAACCUUGAAGACAUAAUGCUAAAUAAAAUAAUCCAGACAUAAAA
Molecule: messenger RNA, 3070 nt
Organism: Orcinus orca (killer whale)
Lineage: Eukaryota; Metazoa; Chordata; Mammalia; Artiodactyla; Delphinidae
Gene: PIPOX
Product: pipecolic acid and sarcosine oxidase
Exons: 8
Coding region: 432-1604 (390 amino acids)
Cellular component (GO): peroxisome
Molecular function (GO): flavin adenine dinucleotide binding; L-pipecolate oxidase activity; sarcosine oxidase activity
Source: RefSeq, a predicted model, not a curated record